AUGGAAGAUGAUGUUGAGAAAAUUAUUAAUGAACUUCCUAUCAAAGCAAAGAUUCCAUCAGAAAAACAAAUAAAAAAUAUCUUAGAAGAUGAGAUGGAAUGUAUCAAAUUCCUACAACAAGAAGGAAUUCUCUAUAAAAGUCAAAAAU
Messenger RNA from Cetraspora pellucida, 148 nucleotides. NCBI's taxonomy places the organism in Eukaryota, Fungi, Glomeromycota, Glomeromycetes, Diversisporales, Gigasporaceae. The record is from the annotation of a GenBank genome assembly.